This is a messenger RNA of Durotheca rogersii, 3380 nucleotides long. RefSeq names its product kinase-like protein. Gene Ontology annotation, biological process: mitotic spindle assembly checkpoint signaling; peptidyl-serine phosphorylation; protein localization to kinetochore. Gene Ontology annotation, cellular component: nucleus; kinetochore; spindle. The transcript has 3 exons. The record is from RefSeq and is a predicted model, not a curated record. Bases 161 to 2854 code for a protein of 897 amino acids. Lineage: Eukaryota; Fungi; Ascomycota; Sordariomycetes; Xylariales; Xylariaceae. Gene Ontology annotation, molecular function: ATP binding; protein serine/threonine kinase activity; protein serine/threonine/tyrosine kinase activity.
CCUACGCGUUUGUUCUGCUCGGGAGCUCGCCCAAGAAGAAGACGCGGUCUCAGUUGACUAUCAUCGGUAGCGCAGAAAAAGGAAGUCAAUCAUUAAACUCACUAAGCCAAGAAAUAUAGCUACAGUACCGUCAUUACCUGUCGAUACCGAUAGCCACAGGAUGUCCUUAGGGAGAAGGACUUCUACAAGACAGGCUCUAAGGCAGCUCUCAACGUCGAAGCCCAAUCAAAGCGAAUCGCAGCCAUCACCAUCCGAAACGACGCGAGAGAAUACGAAGCCACAGCCGCAAGCGCAAUCGAAAUCCCACGUGCAACAACACUCUGCGUCUCAUGACAGCUCCGACGAUGAGAUUCUCGUACCGAUAAAAUUAAGUACCUUCACAAAAGCGCUGCUCAAUGACGGACAACCCGAACCUAGCGCCGUAUAUGCUAUACUAGGCGAGCGGCCAGCACCCCCAUCGGCCCAGCCUCCACCCAGGGUCUGCACACGGCGCAGGGCUCUUGCUGCCUCUACCUCAUCCACAUCAAAGGAUCGUGGCCAUCUGCGGGAAAGUGUUCGGCAGCGCGAGAUUGGGAGAGACACACGGGCUGACAGCCUGCAGCUCCCGCCCGCAAAGCCAACGUCGCCAGCCGCGUCCCAAAGUCGAGGUAGCAGCCCGGCUCCUAGAAAGAGAGUCGUGCGUCUCAGUUAUACACCAGGCCGCGGAACCCCGCAAAACGGGUUGCGACGCUUCAUGUCGGCGUCUGCGCAGAGGACAAGAGCGGAGAGCGGGAAUAGAUCUAUCGGAGGGGAGUCGCAUUUCCAGACACAGGCUGAGAUGGACGAACGGCAUCCCAAGCAAGAGUAUGCUCAAACAAGCAUCAACUCGCCAAUCUCAUCAGUGCGCACAGUCCGGAUUUCAAUUGAUUCAUCCGGACAGAGGAUCCGCUCAGCAGGCUCAUCAGCUAUUUCUUCCAAGCGUUUCGGGGCGGAUAGCGAUGCUGGCACACCAGAGAACCCUGCUACCGCGGAGCGGGCCAACGCUGCUGAUAAUGUGGGCAGCGUAUCACGAACUAACAACUCGGGCAAGAGAGAGGAUCUCGAGCUUCGGAGUACGACGCGCCUGAAGCGAGUCAUCAGAGUCUCUGGAAGUCUCCUCAGCGGGCCAGCUCGUCGCGGCCGACGAAGACAGACUGAAGAAGAUGCAGAAGCACAUGGCGAAGAGUCACUCACCGCCGCUCAGGAUCCUGAAAGUCAGCAAGCUCAGGAUCUUGAGCCUGCUGCGAUUGAUCAGCCCGCCAUGGCUCUCUCAACCUCAAAACUCCACAAUUCUACCGCACUCGGCAGUCCUUUUCAAACAAAGCACCCGAUCCCUGCCGCAAUCGGCAAGCAGGCAUCUCCGGUCCGCCUCUUUAACAUGCAUGCCCAACAAACUGCGAGCCACAACGAAUCACCACACCAUGAGCUUAUUCCAUUGCCAGAGAUCCUGUCGGUUCAUGCCAAGGAAAUCCAGGCUCCAGCGCCAGCAAGCUUCAGACGGGCCUCAAUAAAACCCCUUGACAAGGAGCUUAGCAAGCCAUCAAGGCCACUUAGUCUCGACACGGGAUCGGUUGCUCCGCAGCGGGCCCUGAUCUCCGAGAGAAGAGCUUUAGCCGUCAAGAGCCAGAAUACUCCCUACCGGCCGGCACCAUCACUGCCGCCCCCAAAGAUGUCUGUCGUCGAGACCGUAACGGCCACCCAAUGGAUCAAGAAAAGGCAGUUAAUGAGGGUCAACGGCAGAGCCUAUACGAGGAUAGGCUUCAUCGGACGAGGAGGCUCGGGUAAAGUAUACCGCGUUGCCACGGAGAGCGGGACUACGUUAGCCUUGAAGCGAGUUUCGCUCGUGCAUACGGACGAGCUUACUAUAGAGGGCUUGAGAAGGGAAAUUGAACUACUUCAGCGACUGCGGGAUAUCGAGCGUGUCAUUCAACUCAUAGAUUUUGAGAUGAACAGAGAAAAGCAGUCGCUCUGUAUCCUCAUGGAACUUGGCGAACUCGACUUCAACUCCCUCCUUAAGAACCGCCAGAGUGGAGCUGAAGCACCCAGCUUCGAUAUCGCAUUUGUGCGAUACUACUGGAAGGAGAUGCUUGAGUGCGUGCAAGCGAUCCAUGCGCAGGCGGUGGUGCAUAGCGAUCUCAAACCGGCCAACUUUGUACUUGUCAAGGGCCGGCUGAAGCUCAUCGACUUUGGUAUUGCCAACGCGAUCCAGACCGACAUGACGAUCAAUGUCCACCGUGAGACCAUGGCCGGCACACUCAACUACAUGUCGCCCGAAUCACUGAUGGACUCAAACCAAUAUGCUCUCAUGUCGAUCCACAAUGGGCACUCAUACAUCCCGGCCAGUGGCGCGCCCAAGGUUGUGAAGGUCGGCAAACCCAGCGACGUGUGGAGCCUGGGGUGCAUCCUGUACCAGAUGGUCUACGGCAUGCCGCCUUUUGGGAAGAUAGCUGAGCCACGGUUGCGCAUCCAUGCCAUUGUCGACUGGUCCAGCCGGAUUGGAAUCCCGGCGACAACGGAGGAUGGGUCGCGCGUGCCUGUCGCUCUGAUACAGACGAUGCGACGCUGCCUGAGUCGUGACCAGAAGGACCGUCCCACGUGCGAGACCUUGCUGUCUGAGGGCAACGACUUCCUCUACCCCAAAGAAUACAACCCAGCACUCUCUGCGGCCGGAGACGGUAAAAUUCUGCCUAUGACCGAAGAGCUACUUGGCCGCGUCAUCCAGAGUGUCGUACUGCGCUGCAAGGGAGGGACACCCGCGGACGACAUGGCCCUGGCCGCCUGGCCUAGCGCCUACUGGGCGAGCCUCAUGAAAGCUGUGGCACGACCGACGCCUUGAUCUCGAGAUGCUAGGGGGCAUGGGGCGGUAUCGCUGCUUGGUUCUUGGGGGCUGGCAGUAUAUGCCUUUUCAGUGACUUUUGGGUUGGUGCAUCUAAUACCGUGCUGCCUAGCUACCUGCCUCGCUCUUUUCUCAGCUUGGUGUAUGGUCGGCGGUUCAUGUCCUUGAGAUUUAUUAGCUGUGACUACGUUCUAGCGUGUCUCCGAGUUCACUACUUGAGAGAUAUCUGCGUUUCACUGCUAAUGAUGCUAUCAUUAUAACUCUUAGGCCUGUAUCUAUAAAUCUCCAUUAAGUGGAGAUCUCCUCCGGGACGAAUCUUUACGGUCCACGAAAAGGCGGCUCGAUACGACUUCCAAGACCAACCCGUUGCCCGCCACGAAGAGAGCCAGAAAGGAGACAGACGCGCAGCCUAGAGAGGACGAGGAACCAGAGCCGGCAAGGCCCUGUCAGAAGCCAACCUUGCCAGAAAAGCAGCUGCCUGUCGCAAGCACGGGUGCAGAUUCCGCAGAGCCACCAAGAGCAGUUC